UGUCCCCGAGAGGCCCGGGCGGUGCGGGCGGGAGACUCGGUGUCCCGCGCUGCCCCGGCCACUGAGCCUCGCGCUCCGCCGCCGGCUCUCCCUCCGCGAUUCGAACCCGGCCUGGCCCGCUCCACCCCUCGGGCCCCAGCUCCACGGCUGGCCCCUAGCCCCCCAGUCCCGGGUUCCCAGCCCCCAGCUGCUCUCCGCCCUGACCGCCGUCUCCGCGGCAGGGUCCCACCUCCCGUUCCUGCGGAGCCCGAGCGGCUGGGCGCCCCCGCGCUGCGGGCUAUUCGGACGUGGCGGCGGCGGGGGAGGGUGGGCUCCCCAUUGGCCGCCGCCGCGCGGGAGGGGCCGGCUCGGCGCACCUGGCGGCACCGCGGGGAGACGGGCUCCAGCGCCUCGGGCGGAGGCUUCGGAGGGAAGGCCGGGGCUGCGGCCCAGCUCCCCGCCGGCCACCCUGGGGUGCUACCUGCGCCCGCCCGAAACUUUGCCCCGCGGAGCCGCGCAAGCGGCCGGCCGUGCUGGAAGCCCCUGACCGGACCCCUCCCCCCGACCGGCCCCCCGCACCCCCGGCCAGCACCACCCCCGGCACUCCCUCCUCCUCCUUCCCCCGCCAGGAUGCGCUACGCCGACCCCUCGGCCGGCAGGGACCUGCUGGGGAACCGGACUUUGCUCUUCAUCUUCAUCUGCGCCUUCGCGCUGGUGACCCUGCUGCAGCAGAUUCUGUAUGGCAGGACCCACAUCCAGAGAGGCCUCCAGUUUGGUUGGCAGAAUGGUGACCAGCUGGCCAAUUGGACUGGGCUCUUUAAUGCCACCGACGAUCGAGCCGUACUGAGCAGCAGUGACUCCAGCUCCAGGUACUUUGAGUUUUAUGAAGGCCCUUUGGAAUAUAACUCCACAAGAUGCCUGGAGCUGAGGCACGAAAUCCUGGAAGUGAAGGUGCUGUCCAUGGUGAAGCAGUCGGAGCUCUUUGACAGGUGGAGGAGCCUACAGAUGUGCAAAUGGGCCAUGAACAUCUCGGAAGCCAACCACUUCAAGUCCACUCUUUCCAGGUGCUGUAAUGCCCCUUCCUACCUCUUCACCACCCAGAAGAAUACCCCACUGGGCACAAAGCUCAAGUAUGAGGUGGACACCAGUGGCAUCUACCACAUCAACCAGGAGAUAUUCCGCAUGUUCCCCAAGGACAUGCCCUACUACCGCUCCCAGUUCAAGAAAUGUGCUGUGGUUGGCAAUGGGGGCAUCCUGAAGAACAGCCGCUGCGGGAGGGAGAUCGACAGUGCUGACUUUGUCUUCAGGUGUAACCUGCCUCCCAUCUCAGAGAAGUACACCAUGGACGUGGGUGUGAAGACAGACGUGGUCACUGUGAACCCCAGUAUCAUCACAGAGAGGUUCCACAAGCUGGAGAAGUGGCGACGACCCUUCUACCGGGUGCUGCAGGUGUACGAGAACGCGUCGGUGCUGCUGCCUGCCUUCUACAACACGCGCAACACUGACGUGUCCAUCCGAGUCAAGUACGUGCUGGACGACUUCCAGUCCCCGCAGGCCGUGUACUACUUCCACCCACAGUACCUGCUCAACGUGUCACGCUACUGGCUCAGCCUGGGUGUGCGGGCCAAGCGCAUCAGCACCGGUCUUAUCCUGGUCACGGCCGCACUGGAGCUGUGCGAGGAGGUGCACCUGUUCGGCUUCUGGGCCUUCCCCAUGAACCCCUCGGGUCUCUACAUCACACAUCACUACUAUGACAACGUCAAGCCCCGCCCUGGCUUCCACGCCAUGCCCUCCGAGAUCUUCAACUUCCUGCACUUGCACAGCCGGGGCAUCCUGCGUGUGCACACGGGCACUUGCCACUGCUGCUGAGGCGCGGGCGCACCCGCUGGGCCACCUGGACAGCCCCAGGGCGGGGUGGGGUUCCUUGCUCACAUCCUGUGUGCCUGCAGGCAGGGGUGGUGAGGGGGCAGACUGCUCUCCGGACCCCGUGUCUGUGCCCUGCCCAUGGAGCACUAUGCCACUGGGCCUCGGGUGCCCUUGACAUUUCUAUAAAUUUAUUCUGAUUUGACAUGGAGUUGUACUGAGAAGACACAACAGAAAUAAAGUCACGCCUCUGUCUUCCAGGAGCAGGGAUCAGGCUGUCCACAGAUUCCAGCCCACGUGCUGGGAGCACUGAGGAGGGGACAUGGCGUCCAUCUCGUUGUUAACAUCAAGGAGCACAGGUGGUGCUUAUCGCAGCUGAAGGACUCAGGCACGGGGAAGUGGGAAGUGGGAGAAUGGCCUUGUGGGUCUAGACUAGAUUUAACUCAGACUUGUGGGUUCCUGAGUUUUGUACUGAGGCUUCUAGAAUCUCCAUCUUGAAUAUCCCCAGAUGCUAAAUGGUUCUGUGAAGACAGACUCAGAGUGGUCCAGAGAUUCAUCAGCCAAGGUCACAGCAACCGGCCGAGUCAUAGAGGUGACACAGUGACGGCGAACAUCAGCUCUGUGUGUGAGGACAGGCUAUGAUGAGAGCCACAGCCUACCAGACACAUCCUCUCACACACACGGUCUUGCUGCCUCCAAGAUCAGUUAGUUCUGCGUUGGACCUUUGGACAAACGGGAAUCACUGACCAGCUAUUUGUACUAAGCAGUUACAAGCCAGCAUUCUUGACUCAUAAGUGCUUAGUUCUUGGCUCCCUCUGCUGUUUAUCCCUCAUGUUCAGCUGUUUUAACCAGGAGCCAUUUAUAUGUGUUUCUCUUUAGGCUCCUGCUAGACUGUGUUCCUGAAUCAGUUCUUUGCAGAGACUGCAAAGUGCUGACAUGGAGCAAGUGAACUGAAGGGACAGCAGCAUGGCUCUGCCACCACUGAGGGCCUGACAGUCAAGAGUGGCAUUUCCCACCUGCACAGCCAUGUCACUCUCACAGGCGGGGACCCACAGGACUUGAGCUCUGGCAGGGAGAAUCCUAGGCUGAAAGGGGCUGAUGUGCUAUCUCGCAUAUGAGACCUGUUCCUUUCGCUUGCCCCUGAAGUGUUUCCACCGUGAGCUUGGUGGGUAGAUGCCCCUGAUGAAUUGCCUUAGAACUCAGCUUUGUGGCAUCCUGCAGUGUUAAUGUGGGGGGACUGCUGCAUCCUCCCUCCCCUUCUCCCUCUUCCUUCUUGUCUCCUUAUUUCCCAUAGACACUUUAUUUAUUGCCAUCAGGGUUAUCACAGGGGCUUGGUGCCAGCACUAGGAAUCCACUCUUCUUGGCAGCCAUUUUUUUUCCUUCUCUUUUAUUUGAUAAGACAGAGAGAACCUGAGAGGAGAGUGGGAGAGAAAGAGAGACACUUACAGACCUGCUUUACCGCACGUGAAGCUUCCUUCCUGCCCAUGGGGAGCGGGGCCUGGAACCCAGGUUUUAGAGCAUGGUAAUGUGUGCGCUCAACUGGGAGUGCCACCAUCUGCAACCCCCGCCAGCCCCCUACCCUUACAGACAUUUCUGUAAGUUUAUUCUGAUUGGGUUUGGAGUUGUAUCUGGGAAGACAUGAUGGAAAUAAAGUCACACCUCUGUCUUCUAGGAGCAGGGAUCAGGCUGCCCACAGAUUCCAGCCUACAUGCUGGGAGCACUGAGGAGGGAGACUCAGGCCUGCAUGGGGCAUGGCUGUCCAGCUCAUCACCUGUUUCAGGUUCAGUGAGGAGAGAGGAGCAGGCAGGCAUGGUCCCUGAACUCCAGGCUCGCAGUCUGGGGCUCCUUCCUUGGCCACACUCCUCACGCUGACUUGUGUGACAUGUUGGUGGGUAAUGUGGAGUGUGUGCCAUGCAGGACUCUGUUCUAGAUGCUCACCUUUCACCUUUCACCUUCUGAGCUCACAUUCCUACUGAGAAGACUGCAGACUGCUUUUCUGGAGGUCGCGGAGGUAAUCCAAGCACUUGGUAAAUCAGGAGAACAAAACAACCCCCACCAAGUCUGGGGACAGUUAUGCCCUCUUGGCUCCACAUACUUUCAGAAGGAAUUUCUGGGGAAUGUUCUGGUUAACUGAGGCUUGCAAACAUUCGUUUGUGAUGAAUUGACCCCUACUCUUGAAACCGUGCAUGACCGUACUUGGAGGACCUUUUAAAAACACUUAUUAUUGGUAAUUUAACAUUGUUUUUUUCUAAAACCAUAUGACUUCAGGGGUCUAGUUUGACGCCACCACCAGUGUUUUUGUACCCCCAAGCCCCUACCCCAACACCAGAGUUUUCACAGAGUCUUAGACACAGUGAGACAGUGGCUACCUUUUUUUGAAGCUCAUUUGUUUUGAUUAUCUUGAUCCUACACAGGAGGAAAGCCAUCCAGCAGGCAUCUUUCACCUCUGUACAUAUUACAUUGAAACUGGGAUAUAUAUAUAUUCUUUCCACCAAGGUUUAUUGCUGGAGCUUGAUGCCUUCAUGAUAAAUUCACCACUUUCAGCAGACUUUUUUUUUUUUCUGCUUCACUGCCUGUGAAGCAACUCUCCUGCAGGUGGGGAGCUGGGGGCUCGAACCGGGAUCGUUAUGUCGGUCCUUGUGCUUUGCGCCAUGUGCACUUAACCCACUGUGCUACCAUCUGACUCCCUUUUAUUUUUGAUAAAGACAGAGAGAAAUGGAGAUGGGGAGGGGGAGAUAGGGAGAGAGAAAGAGAGACACCUGCAGCUUUGCUUCACCUCUUGGGGAGCUCCCUUGCUGCAGGUGGGAACCGGGAGUUUGAACUUGGAUAAUAAAUUCUUUAGGUCCAUUUUGUCUUAUUCCAGGAAUCAGACUCAACCAGAACAGAUGAGAUUAGGGUCAGUUUAUGCCAGGGCUAUAUGGAGUGUCCGCUGUGCAUAGGACUCUCCACCAGAUGCCAACCCCCCCCCCCCCUUCGUGGUGCUCGCCUUCGAGACAGGCUACACUUGGGGCCUGAAGCCUCAGUGAGUCAAGUGUCAGGACUGCAGUGUCAAGGGUGUUAGUUAUUGGCUGCUCUGCUACGGCCCUCGCGGGAGCUGGGGAUGGUGUGAGGCUUUGCCCUGUGGUAGAGCUGGACCUUGUGGCUCACGGCCCUGUGUCUACAUGGGCUCUUAGGAUGAUUCUUUCCUUCUCCCAUCUCUGCAACUAAAGGCUUAGGAGAGAUCUCUAGGGUCCCUGUAAUCUCUGUUUUUGUGAAGGUAUCCAUGGUGUGUGGAUCUAAGCCAUAAAUACAAUUUAUUACUAAUAUGCUGAAGAUUUCCUGCA
Erinaceus europaeus (western European hedgehog) is the source of this 5165-nucleotide messenger RNA. RefSeq names its product ST8 alpha-N-acetyl-neuraminide alpha-2,8-sialyltransferase 5 (gene ST8SIA5). The record is from RefSeq and is a predicted model, not a curated record. Gene Ontology annotation, molecular function: alpha-N-acetylneuraminate alpha-2,8-sialyltransferase activity. Gene Ontology annotation, biological process: N-glycan processing; oligosaccharide metabolic process. Bases 610 to 1848 code for a protein of 412 amino acids. NCBI's taxonomy places the organism in Eukaryota, Metazoa, Chordata, Mammalia, Eulipotyphla, Erinaceidae. The transcript has 8 exons.